CCAGAGAAAGGGCAGGGAAAAAGGCAGCAGCCGUUUCUGCUUGCCUGCCUGCCUGUCUCCAGGUCCUCAGUGACCUGAGUGAGAGUCGGAUCACCAGGCACUGAGUGGAGGGGACAGGCCUGGCGGCACCGCCUGCCAGCUACGCCUGGGCCCAGAAAGGGCUGCCACUCCAGCCUGCAGCCCCUGAGCAGCCUUCCCUCCCACGGUGGCUGUAGGCCCUGUGGAAUGGGGCAGGGCCUUCCUCGGGUAGUGGGCACUGCCCAGCGCUUGAGGGGUUUUCUGCUGCAGACAGCCCUGGGUACCCUAGCAACAUCCACCAGAACCACAGUGCUCCGGUGUGAACCCUGCCAGCUGGGCUGCAGAGCAGGUGUGUGUGUGAGAGCGAGAGCCCUGACUGACCAUUCCAAAGACCAUCUGGGAGACCAGUCACCACCAUCUCAUAGCCACGUCCCUCGUGAAUCUCAUUUGCAGCUUCAGCUCCUUCAAAGCUUGUUUUCCGAAAUGAGAGGAAGGGGGAACGACAGUGCUGUGUCUGUGACGUGAGGAAGACAUCUGGGAAAGGGCAAGGGUUUGCUCAAGUUGAACAAAAAGAGCUGGAUGUGAUAGCUACAACCAUUUAUCACUGACGUGCCCCGGGGGACCACGGGGCCACCUUGGCAGGGGCCAGCGAGGCUGCUGAAGCUGCGUGUGACCUGUGCUUGGUCAGUGUGGGCACAGGAGCCAGUGCUCUGGCUCCAGGGCAGGGGAGGCUGAGUCAUUGCAGGACCUUGAAGCCAGAAGUUUAAGGGCAAAUGGUGCCCAUUGUCAUAAGACAAUGACAGGUGGUGGCUACUUCCCCGCAGUGCCAGGCUCCAGGGCAGGACUGAAGGUUGCGGGGACAGGAGAGGGCUUUGUAAACCCUGGAGGGGAGCACAGGGCUGUCCUUGCUUCGGGGUGCUUAAAAGGGGGACCACACAAGGCUUUCCCGGCUUGUUUCUGGUGCUCAGGCAGCUUGCGAAGGCUACAGCUGCCCACUUUGGGCCCUUCCACUAGGCCUCACCGGGGCAAAGGCUCUAACCUGGACACCAUCCGGGGACCCCAGCCCACUUUUGGGGGGUGACCUCUAGCUCUUCCAAAGGUUUGGGAGAUACCGGGGGUCAACAAAGCUCAAGAACUCUACCUGGGGAAAACCAUGGGGGGUUCCCCUGGAGUGAUGGCAAGUCGUCGGCUGGAACUGGGGCGAGGAAAUCGCAGGCAAGACGUAAGGUCCCUGGCCUGAAAAUCUGGAUUCCUGGCUCAAACCCUGAACCGCACACUGCCACACUGCGACGCUGGGCUUCAGGCGAGGCCCUCACCUGCGCUAGGUGGGGUCGAGCCGCCGCCUUUCGCGCCUGUCAGUCAGAGCCUGGAGUCCCGCCCAGAGUGCGCAGGGGCUCGCUUCCCCGCCCGGGCUCAAGGGACAGGGUCGGCGCGUCUCUCCCGCUGUCAACGCCGCCGGCUAGGGAGGGGACGCGGCCGCUUUAAGGCACUCUGACCCCACGCGUCUCGGGCGGGGCGGGGACAGCAGGCGCCACCGGGAGGCUCCGCGAGGGAGGUAGAGCGUUCGGGUCCGGCCCACCAUGCUGACCGCGCUCGGCCCGCCAGCCGCGCCCGGGCUCCCACGGCGCGGCUCGGGUUUCCCGCGAGGCCCGGGCUCCGGCCCGCCACCCCAGCCCCAGCUGCGCGUGCUGCCGUCGGGGGAAAUGGAAGUCAUCUUCGGCGCCGGCGCCCUGUUCAGCCGCUCGGACGCGGAGGACCGUGAGGUGCGGCAGCUCACGGCGCAGCCGUUCAGCCCCUCGUCAACGCGGACAGCGUCUCAGGUCCCCGCCCCGCCGCGGCCCCUCGCCCCCGACGGCGGCUCCCGCUGGGCCACCUACCUGGAGCUGCGUCCCAGCGGGCCGAGCCCCGCCGCCUGCGCUCAGUUCGAGUGCGUGGAGGUGGCGCUGGAGGAGCGCGCCGAGCCGGCCAGGCCCCGCACGGUGCCCAAGCGUCAGAUCGAGCUGCGCCCCAAGCCCCCGAGCCCCCCGCGGGAGGCCUGCGCGCCGCGCCCCCGGCUGCUCCUGCGCACCGGCUCCCUGGACGAGUCGCUGAGCCGCCUGCAGGUUGCGGCGGGCCUUGUGCAGACAGCGCUGGCCAGAAAACUGGGUCCCGCGACCCCGGCUCCGAGUAGCGUCGCCGUUAGGCCCACGGAGCGGCCAGAGCCUAAGACUGGAGAAACAGCCCGCAGCACCCGGUCUUGGCCAGCCCGCGCGCAAGAGGGUUCCGGCCCCGCCAGAGCCCCGCGGCCUUGGCCCAGCCUGCGUGAGCGCGCUAUUCGGCGCGACAAGCCCGCGCCUGGGACCGAGCCUCUGGGUCCCGUCAGCUCCAGCAUCUUCCUGCAGUCAGAGGAGAAGAUCCAGGAGGCGCGCAACCAGCGGCCCAAGACUCGGUUCCCGCAGGAGACUCCGGGUCGAACGGUCCCGAGGGAACCGAGCCCGUCUUUGGAGUCCAGAGUCCCCUGGGAGGUUCGGAGCAGUGCUGAGAGGCCUAAGAGCCCAUCUCCGCCGGGCCGGGCUCCAAAUGGGCCCGUGCGGGACCCUCGCGGCCCGUGCCCUCAGAGCCUGUCCCCGUGGAGUCAGGCUGCGUGGAGGGUGAGCAGCCCGCCGUUCCGCGAGGCACCGUCCGCGUGGGGAAGUCGGGCCCCCGCCGUGCCGGAAGGUGCCGGCGGGAGGAGCCCCUCCCCACCGACGCCCUCCCAGUGGAAUCGGGGAGGUGCGAGGGCGAGGAGCCCGUCCCCCGAGGUGCCUUCCCCGUGGGAGGUCCCGCCUCCGGCGGCCCGACGCCAGAGCCCGUCCCAACCAAACUUGUGUCCAGGGGACGCGCCCGACAGACCUAUUGGAACACGGAGCCCAUCGCCCCAGGAGACCUGGGGACCCAGUGCUCAGGGCUCCCCGAUAGCAUUUGGGCUAGAGGCUAUGAAUGGAGUAGCUCAGGAGUUGACGCCGCCUACACCUGGGACCCCACAACUAACAGGGGUGCAGAGCCCGCCCACGCCGGAAAUUCCAGACCCUGCCUCCCGCGGCGGUCAGCCCUCGCCGGAGGGAGGUGAGCCGGAGCCGCCCUGCGCCCACCUCGUGGGCACCCCGGACGCCGACACGCGCCCAGGAGACUUGGGCUCCGGAGAAGGGGCCUCUGAACGCCCGCGCGCGGCCAUUCCGCGACCGCGAGAUGUGCGCAAGAUGGUGAAGACCACUUACGCGCCCAGCUUCCCCGCGGGAGGCCCCGGUCCAGCCCGGCCCGCUCCUCCCGCGCAGGCCUGCGUGGAGGGCGGCCUCUCGCAGACGCCAGCGCUGCAGGCGCUGAGGUCCCCCGCGCCGGCCCACUACACCUCCGUUCUACUCAAAGACUUUUUGCCAGUCGUGCCGCACCCCUACGAGUCCCCGGAGCCAUCCCUCGACACAGCUCCCCGGGACGCCUCGCAGCCCAACGGGGUCCUGCGGCGAAGGGCAGAAAACAGCACGGCGAAACCGUUUGCGCGCACUGAGAUUCGCCUGCCGGGUGUCCUGGCCUGGGGCGGGCGGCCGGAGAGAACCCCGGGGGCCCCAGCGCGCAGUGUCCGCCGAGAGCGCGAGGACGUGGAGGCUUCGCGCCUCGGCCUGGACGGCGAGGGUCGGACCAGCCCCCCGGGCGGCGCUCGCUCCUCGCCUCCACGGGCCCCUAGAGCGCCGCCGGGGCCCCGGCCACCCCGCACAGGCUCUCCGCAGGCGCGCCCCGACUCCAGCCCUGGGAAGGCGCCCACCCUGGAGACGCCUGCGAUGGCCCCCGAGCCCGCAGCCGCGCUCCAGGCGCCCCUCCCGCCCCAGCCGCGCGCUGCCUCGGCGCCUCCCACGGACCGGUGCAGGCCCGGCUCCUCCCAGGGGACGCGGAGGCCGCCAGGGGCCUCGCAGCCGGGGAAGGUUCUGGUGGACCCAGAGAGCGGCCGUUACUACUUUGUGGAGGCGCCGCGACAGCCGAGGCUCCGGUUGCUCUUCGAUCCUGAGAGCGGGCAGUACGUCGAGGUGCUGCUGCCCCCCGCGUCCCCGGGGCUGCCCCGCCGCGUCUACACCCCGCUGGCCGUGGGGCCUGGCCUCUACCCGCCCGCGUAUGGGCCCAUGCCCGGCCUCGCACUGCCGUCAUCCCCGGGCCCGCCGGCCCUCAGCAGCGCCCAGCUGCCCUGGGUCUCUGAGGCAGGACCCCUGGAAGGGCUGUACUACCUGCCUGUGAGCGGGACCCCCAGCCCCGCCCCGCCCCUGCUUUUCUGUGCCCCGCCCUCCAGCGCAGGCCCCCCCCAGCCUGGCAAGGGUUCAGUGGUCCCCUUGUGAGGCCCCAGGCAGGGCCUGAUCCCGAGGCUGGGGCUCUUAGAUGGCCUUGGAGGUUCUGACUCCCAGUCCCCUGCGCUCUCUCCUCUCAUCGCCUCUUUGGUCCUCCCCAGCUAGUCGUGAGACCCGAGAGCGGAAGUGACCUUGGGUGUAUCAGAGGCUGAUGGAGGUGGAGCUCAGAAAGCGGCUGCCUACUUCCUACCCCCAAAUGUAUCCCUUUCCCAGGCAUUCCCAGGUUUAGUGUGUUUGUGUAUGUGUGUAUGCAGGCAAGCAAAGACGAAGAAGUGAGGAGCCAGCCCUAGGAGGUUGAAGUUCCCCCAGGGAGCGGCAGAAACGGGAAGCGGGAUGGGCUGCCCCAGAGGGGGCAGGCUGUCUGCCCCGCUCCAAGUGGGAUCAGAUGAUGAGCAGACCAGCGGGCACUUUUGAGAUCGGGGGCCCUGUGAAAUCCAUUGUUUGGCAGAGGAGCUGAGCUCCGGCCUGGGGGUCCAGUGGCUGGUGCAGCCUCCAGGCCAGGUUGGGUCUAAGCAAGGGAGCUGCGGAGGGGCAGGUGGAAGUGAAGUGAGUAACACAGGAGGGGGCUGAGAGGCUGCGCCUGGGAGUGAGGGUGCUGGGGUCUGCAGGGGCGCCUAGCUCCCCUUCCUCCCCCAGUCGGGUCUGGCACUGGCUUUUCCUGGGAGCCCUCAGGGCUGAGCUGGCUCAUCUGAGGGAGGGGGGCUUCAGCCACUCCCACCAGUAGUGGGCAGGUGAAAGGAAUCACCAGGGAGGUCUUCAAAGAGGAAGGGAGGAAGGAAGUUUGGGCUGCUGUUUCAGGGAGCCUCUUGGCCCCUCUGGGUGGCAGAGGGGUGGUCUGGGCUGGCAGUAGGAGGGGUGAGGCAUGGCAGAACUGAUGGGUCGGAAGCUUUCAGCUGGCUUCGCUCCCUUAGGAAUAGAUACGGCAUCAAUGCCCAGAGAGGGGCUGGCCCUGCAGACGCCCCAGCACAGGCAGGGACGGGACCAAACCUGUGCUCCUGAGCUUCCGGGGCUUCUGAGGAGGGCUGGGAGCUGAGGGAAGUCUGCAUGAGGUGGAAGGUUCGGACUCUGGUUCUGAGCCGGGAAUGGCAGGGCCUCGCAGGGCCAGGAUGUGAGGUGAUGCAUUUGGGAAGGGAGUUUCCCUUAGCAGCAGCAUCAGGAAUGGGAUCAAUGCCUUCCUUGGGCCUGGGUCCCAUGGCGUCCGUGUCCCCUGAACUGAAAGCUGAUGAGGAGAACUAUGAGUCAGAAUAAGUUGGAUGUCUCUUGGCCAGAGACACUAGUCCCUUGGCACAGAGGGUCCUGGGGCCACCCUCGCCGCAUCCUGGUACGCAAUAAAUGGCUGACCAUGAGCCAUGGUGGCUGAAAUGAUAA
Molecule: messenger RNA, 5735 nt
Organism: Chinchilla lanigera (long-tailed chinchilla)
Lineage: Eukaryota; Metazoa; Chordata; Mammalia; Rodentia; Chinchillidae
Gene: Prob1
Product: proline-rich basic protein 1
Cellular component (GO): nucleoplasm
Source: RefSeq, a predicted model, not a curated record